This is a messenger RNA of Diachasmimorpha longicaudata, 2164 nucleotides long. RefSeq names its product dnaJ homolog subfamily C member 2. Gene Ontology annotation, molecular function: Hsp70 protein binding; ribosome binding. Lineage: Eukaryota; Metazoa; Arthropoda; Insecta; Hymenoptera; Braconidae. Gene Ontology annotation, cellular component: cytosol. The record is from RefSeq and is a predicted model, not a curated record. The transcript is spliced from 3 exons. The coding region runs from base 148 to 2031 and encodes 627 amino acids. Gene Ontology annotation, biological process: 'de novo' cotranslational protein folding; regulation of translational fidelity.
CCGUUUGCGACACUUAACCUCCAAAGCCCACAAGGCCAAACAGGCCUCGUUCAUCGUGCUAAACCACCCCGUGGGUUCGUUGUGCUCUGCAUGAAUGUUCCAUUGAAUAUUCGGAUCUUCAUCAAGUGAACUGGGUAGUUAUUACUCAUGGAUACGACUCUUACAACUCCGGAGGACCAACCGGAGCAAGGAUGCACAAUAUUCAACACUAUUUCCCGUCUCCGUAAAAUUAACGUGGAAUUGGCUGGCCCAGUAAUUCUCCACGCGAUAACCCACACGACUCGUCUGAAAUCUCGUUUCGAGCGUAAUUCGAUAAACAGCAAAACCCCGGAGUCAACAGACGACGAGAACGAGGAGGAGAAUCUGAUAGAAGACGAUCUCGACUAUUUGCGUUCCCUCGAUCCAAAAGAAUGGAAGAAUCAGGAUCACUACGCGGUCCUGGGCCUGAAGAAACUACGUUUCGAGGCAUCCGAGGACAUGAUAAAGCGAGCGUACAAACAGAAGAUCCUGAGGCAUCAUCCAGACAAGCGUAAAGCAAUGGGUGAGGAAAUUCGUCCAGACGAUGACUAUUUCACGUGCAUAACUCGCGCCUGGGAGAUGCUGGGAAAUCCCGUGAAAAGACGAAGCUACGACAGCACAGAUCCGUUCUUCAAUGACGAUCUCCCAGACGAAAAGGACGCGAGAGUGGAGUUCUACGAUACGAUGGGCAGAGCAUUUGAAGCGAAUGCCAGAUGGUCAGUGAAACAACCAGUUCCAAAACUGGGUGAUCCAGAGACAGCACGUGAUAAAGUUGAAAAAUUCUACUCCUUCUGGUACGAUUUUGAUUCAUGGAGGGAGUACUCUUACCUGGAUGAGGAGGACAAGGAGAGUGGACAGGAUCGUGACAUGAGAAAGUGGAUUGAGAAGAAGAACAAGGCGACGAGAGCUAAACGAAAAAAAGAGGAGAUGCUGAGAAUUCGUAGUCUGGUGGAUGUUGCUUACAACGCCGAUCCGAGGAUAAGAAAAUUCCAGCAAGAAGACAAAGACAAGAAGACCGCUGUCAAGAGGGCGAAGCAGGAGGCGGCAAAGGCCAGGCAGCUCGAGGAGGAGAGACUGGCUAAGGAGGCAGCUGAGAAGGAACGUGAGGAGAGGAUCAAGAGGGAGUCCGAGGAGAAGGCACGACAGGAUGCGUUGAAGCAAGAACGCGAGGCCCAGAAGAAGGCACUCAAGAAGGAGAGAAAAGCUCUGAGGGACUUGUGCAAGUCACAGAAUUACUUCUCGGAGAGUUCAACCGAGGGCAUAAGGCACAUGGAGUGCGUCGAGAAGUUUUGUGAGCUGUUCAAGCUGAACGAACUUGAAGAGGCGACAAGGGAGAUCCAACGCAAUGGGAGGAAUGGAUUUUUGAAAAUUGUGGCUGAUACGGAGAGUAAAAUCGAGGCCGAGAGGAGGGCGCAGGUGACGAAUCACUCAGAUGUUAGGAAUAAUUCACAUGAGAAGCAGAGCAAAGGGGGAUCUGUUGCGUGGACAGAGGGUGAUCUGCAGUUGUUAAUUAAAGCUGUCAAUCUUUUUCCCGCUGGGACCAAUCAACGCUGGGAUGUCGUGGCUAAUUUUAUCAAUCAACAUGCGAAUAAUGGAGUUACGAGAAAUGCGAAGGAAGUACUGGCCAAAGCGAAAGAUCUGCAAUCAACGGAUUUCAGUAAAUCGAGUAUGAAGGAACAGGCGAAUAAGAAUGCUUUUGAUAAUUUCAUUGCUGAUAAGAAGAGCAAGGAAGCUAUCGAUGAGAGAAUGCCUGCUGUUACGGAGAGACUGGAUCCACCUGUUAACAGUAAUGGACCCGGGAAUAAUGGGGGAAAGGAUCAACCGUGGACGCCGGCGGAACAGCAAUUGCUGGAACAGGCACUCAAGACUUACUCGAGUACAACUGGACCUGAGAAGUGGGAUCUUAUCGCUGGAUGCUUACCUAGCAGGACUAAGAAGGAGUGUAUGAGGCGAUAUAAGGAGCUUGUGGAACUCAUCAAGGCGAAGAAGGCAGCCCAAAAUAUCAAACAAUAGCCAACAGUGAUUGUGUGUGCCUGAAUUGAAUGUAUUUUAGGUAAUGAAGGAGAGGAUCGAUAAAUAUUUCGGCAUACUGUAUAUCGGCUUGUAAAAUAUUAGCAAAUCAAAUAAAUUUCAAAUGAUUGUAUAA